Messenger RNA from Trachemys scripta elegans, 1656 nucleotides. Its product is annotated as solute carrier family 22 member 6-A-like. The record is from RefSeq and is a predicted model, not a curated record. Lineage: Eukaryota; Metazoa; Chordata; Testudines; Emydidae. Gene Ontology annotation, biological process: transmembrane transport. Gene Ontology annotation, cellular component: membrane. The transcript is spliced from 10 exons. Bases 1 to 1656 code for a protein of 551 amino acids. Gene Ontology annotation, molecular function: transmembrane transporter activity.
AUGAGUUUUCCAGAAGUUCUGGACCACAUUGGUGGCAUGGGACGCUUUCAAGUCAUGCAUGUGGCAUUCCUGGCCAUCCCACUCUUAAUGCUGGCCAGCCAUAACCUCCUGCAGAACUUCACUGCUGGGAUCCCAGAGCAUUACUGUCAAGUGCGCAUCAUGGCCAACUACACCCAUCAUGCCAAUCUCACAGCCAGCCUACCUGCUGAAGAUCUGCUCCGGGUUUCCAUUCCCAUGGACAGGAGCCAGAAGCCGGAGAAGUGCCAGCGGUUUGUCACCACCCAGUGGCAGCUCCUAAACCCAAAUGCCACAAGCACCAACACCAUAGAGCUGGAUACUGAGCCGUGUGUAGACGGGUGGACCUAUGAUAAGAGCCUGUUCACUGACACCAUUAUAACAGAGUGGGAUUUGGUGUGUGAGUCCAGGACACUCCGACAAAUGGCGCAGUCGCUCUACAUGGCUGGUGUGCUGGUGGGGUCAGCUGUGUUUGGACGCCUCGGGGACAGGUUUGGCCGGAAAGCCCUCCUGAUCUGGUGCUACCUGCAAAUGGCGGUAACAGGCAUCUGUGCUGCUUUCUCCCCCAACUUCACCAUGUACUGCGCCUUCCGCUUCCUCACCGGCCUGGCCAUUUCCGGCAUCUCGGUCAAUUCUGUCUCGCUGUGCAUAGAGUGGAUCCCCACCAAUGUUCGGGCCAUUGUGGGCACCAUCAAUGGAUACUCCUACACUACUGGGCAAUUCAUUCUGGCUGGGGUGGCCUACGCUAUCCCAGAUUGGCGCUGGCUACAGCUCACAGUCUCCCUGCCUUUCUUUGUCUUCUUUCUUUACUCCUGGUUGUUUGUAGAGUCUGCCCGCUGGCUGGUGAUAUCAGGAAAACCAGAACAGGCAGUGAAAGGGCUGAGAAAGGUUGCUAGGAUCAAUGGGAAAAUGGAAGAAGGAGACAAACUCAGCACUGAGGUCUUGAAAUCCAACAUGCAGAAGGAACUGUCCUCAGCCAAAUCUAGCCAUACCAUCACGGACCUGGUACGCACACCCACCAUGCGCAAAAUCUCCUGCGGAGUCUCCUGCAUAUGGUUCUCCACCAGCUUUUCCUAUUACGGCUUGGCCAUGGACUUGCAGAACUUCAAUGUCAAUGUCUACUUGACCCAGCUGAUCUUUGGAGCAGUUGAUUUUCCAGCCAAGUUCAUCUCAGUCCUCACCAUCAUUUUCAUUGGACGCCGUUUCUCCCAGGCCUUUUCCUUGGUCCUAGCCGGACUGUGCAUCCUAGCUAAUAUUUUUGUGCCACAAGAACUGCAGACCAUGCGCAUGGUCUUCGCUGUGAUCGGAAAAGGCUCCCUGGCUGCAUCAUUUAACUGUGCCUAUAUAUUUUCUGGAGAGCUGUUCCCAACGGUGAUCAGGCAGACCGGGCUGGGACUAGGCGGCACCAUGGCUCGGGUUGGUAGCAUCAUGGCUCCACUUGUUCGGCUGACUGGUGAAUUCUUCCCAUCCCUGCCCCUGAUUAUCUAUGGAGCUGCCCCUAUUGUCUCCGGCAUCGCAACCUGCCUACUGCCAGAGACACACAACGUGCCAUUGCCUGAGACCAUAGACGAAGUGGAAAGACAAUCAAGAAAUACGCUCAAGGAUGAACUACAAAUGAAUGUCCUCCUUCAUUCUACAUAG